GGUUAACAGUCUCUCUCUCCAUUAUUGUCUGCUCAAUGAUCUCUCUCUCUCUCUAAGCUUUCAACUUUUUUAAUCCCAGCUCUGCCCCUCACAUAGUCAAGCUCUUUGGGAAUCUGGGUUUCCAGAAAACGAAAACAAAAAAGAAAUCAUUUUCUCUCCGCAUCAUAUUUAUAUUAUAAUAUAAAAAACCCUCAUCUCCUCGUUUCCAACGUUCAUAUAUGCUUUAAUAUCGUUCCAUACUCUACCCUUUUGUUUUGCCCAACUUCUCAAAAAAUCCACCGUCAAUUCGUCGACAAUCUUUUUUUGGGGUUAAUUUUUUCAUUUGAUUUUUUUUGGGGUCUGAAAAAUGGCUUCAUUGAUCAACCCAGUUCAUUCUCCAAUCCGAACUUCUCAGUUUUCUUCGCUGUAUUUAUCGUCCAAUAAGAUUUCGCCUUCUUUUGCUCUGCUCAAAGUUCGCUCGCUUUCUUCCAGAGCUUCAAGCUUGGCCUUUUCUCCGUUGCCGGAGGCUGUAAAGCCUUUACCGGCAGUUGGGUUUUCCGGCAAGGGGUUGAAGCUUUCAGGGUGGAGUCAGCAGCUGAGACGGCGGGGCUCUGUUGAGUUGCUGCCGGUUGCUAAGGCUGCAGCUGCCGAUGCUGAUGGUGCUGAGAUUGAAAUUGCUGAUGGGUAUGGGAAGCCUACAAAGAGCUUUUCUGAGAAAUUUCCUUUUCUGAUCACCGGUUUCUUUUUCUUCAUGUGGUACUUGUUAAAUGUCAUCUUCAACAUACUCAACAAGAAGGUCUACAAUUAUUUCCCAUAUCCAUAUUUUGUUUCUGUUAUACACCUCCUUGUUGGAGUGGUGUACUGUCUCGUUUCUUGGUCAGUUGGGUUGCCGAAGCGCGCGCCGAUUGACAAGGAGCAGUUGGCUCUGCUGACCCCAGUUGCAUUCUGUCACGCCCUCGGACAUGUCAUGUCCAAUGUUUCAUUUGCAGCUGUGGCUGUUUCUUUCACACACACUAUUAAAGCCCUGGAGCCGUUCUUCAAUGCAUCUGCUUCUCAGUUUGUUUUGGGGCAUCACAUUCCCUUGUCCCUGUGGCUAUCAUUGGCCCCUGUCGUGAUCGGUGUGUCCAUGGCAUCAUUGACUGAACUUUCUUUCAACUGGCUUGGCUUCGGCAGUGCGAUGAUUUCAAACAUUGCUUUCACCUAUAGAAGUAUCUAUUCAAAAAAAGCAAUGACAGGAAUGGACAGUACAAAUGUGUAUGCUUACAUUUCAAUCAUUGCUCUCUUGGUUUGCAUCCCACCAGCAAUUCUCAUUGAAGGGCCCCAACUGAUGCAAUAUGGAUUUAAGGAUGCUAUAGCGAAAGUAGGCCUCUACAAAUUUGUCUCUGAUUUAUUCUGGAUCGGAAUGUUUUAUCAUCUGUACAAUCAGCUUGCUACUAACACUUUGGAACGGGUUGCACCACUAACGCAUGCAGUCGGAAAUGUGUUGAAGCGUGUUUUCGUGAUCGGGUUCUCCAUUGUUGUGUUUGGCAACAAAAUCUCUACACAAACUGGGAUUGGAACUGCCAUCGCAAUCGCUGGUGUUGCCAUCUACUCCUUAAUCAAAGCAAACUUGGAAGAGCAAAAACGGAAGGCUGCUGCAGUUUCCGCAUCAUAGGUUUAUAGCCAUUAGAGGCUUUGUGGUGGAUGCCUGAGAGAAAAUAAAAGCUCUGAGAAUAAUAAGAAUUAAUAACAUCGAAUCGAGUCGAAAGCAUCGGGAGAUUACGAAAUGGAAAAGCUCAUUGAAUUUGUUGUAUUUUUCACUCAGUUUUAUUACCAAAAUUGUAAGUGAUCUACAAGGAAUUUUGAUCACUGUUGUAAUUGUAGCAGGCACUCGGCGCUUAAAUUCUGAUUAGGUGCCAAAUUUUUUUAAUAGAAUUUUAAAUACCAUAUGGUAACCUUCAGCGUUGCAAA
Malus domestica (apple) is the source of this 1929-nucleotide messenger RNA. RefSeq names its product triose phosphate/phosphate translocator, chloroplastic. Gene Ontology annotation, cellular component: membrane; Golgi apparatus. NCBI's taxonomy places the organism in Eukaryota, Viridiplantae, Streptophyta, Magnoliopsida, Rosales, Rosaceae. Gene Ontology annotation, molecular function: antiporter activity. Gene Ontology annotation, biological process: transmembrane transport. The record is from RefSeq and is a predicted model, not a curated record.